CUGCAAAUAAUACGGAGGAAUAACAAAUUAUAUAUAUAUCUUAAUCUUUGUUUGAUGUCGAUAUCCACGUCACUGGGAUGUCUUACCUGCCAACGCUUGUUUUUAUACCCGGUGCGUGGCACAAGCCCACAUGCUUUGAAAAGAUCACCAACAUUCUCUCAGAGAGAAAUUUCAACUGUGUCCUAGUGACUCUUCCAUCAACCCAAGGGAACCCUGAAGCCACAUUCAAAGAUGACCUUGAUGCUGCACGAACAGCUAUAUUAAACGAGACUACCCAGGGCCGUAAUGUUGUGGUCCUUGCACACUCCUACGGUGGCAUGGUAGGAAACAGUGCCAUUAGAGGGUUUACUCGACCACAAGACAGUUCAACAGAUCAGGAUCAACAAUCUUCAGGGCCAGGAUAUAUCAUCGGCCUCAUUCUGAUUGCGUCCGGCUUCACUUUCACCGGCCUUGCGUUCAUGGAUCCCUUCCUUGGACGUCCGCCUCCGUUAUGGCGCGUCAACAAGGAAACGGGAUUCGCCGAAAUUGUCGCCUCACCGCGGGAAGAAUUCUAUCACGAUGUACCAGCAGAUGAAGCCGAAUACUGGUGUUCUCAGCUUGAACCCCAGAGCCUCAAAGCGUUGUUUGAAGGCGGCGAACACUCCUACUCUGGUUGGUUGGAUGUGCCGUGCUGGUAUAUAGGCACAGCGGAGGACAAGUGUUUGCCGCUCUUCAUACAGCGAAUGCAGGCUGGUAUGGCUAGGUAUAUGGGUGCGAGCUUGGAGUGUAGGGAACUACGGGCCAGCCAUUCACCGUUUUUAAGCCAUCCUAGAGAUACCGCCAGGCUUAUACUCGAAGCUAUUGAACAAUUUACUGGGAAUCCUGUCGGGAAUCUACCUUCACAAGAUGAGUGCCAUGCUAUUAUGCCAGUGCCGAGGGUGGAGCUGCUGCAACCUCUCACAUGGUAUAAGUUUGGGGUGCCGUUGGCAUUCGGCAACCUUCUUGGGCGGUGCGUGGUUCUGUUUAAUUGGGCUAGAAGGUCUCUAGGGGCAAUGGGACACCAGAAAUCCGACUAGCGAUUUUCGAUGUUUGUUGAGGCAUAUUAGGAUAAUGUAUAGUAGAACGUGAUAUAGACAUUCCCCAAGCGCAAGGAUCAAGUUAUUAUUCGCCUAUGUUCCAUCCGCCCUGAUAAACUUAUGUAGGCUUUUCCAUCCCCUAAGCACAAAGAAGUUCACCGCAGAUAUGCAGCCAUUCGGAUAUCAUAACAUUUAUUCGUCGAGGUCUACAUAACGAACCGUGCUCUAUUGGGACCAGUUAUUGUCGUAUACCGUUGUUCAGCGAGAUACCAUUAUAAGAAUAAGAACGGGAAUUGGAACAAUAAAGGUAUCAGGGACAUGAUCUUUUAUCUUAGUCCCACGUGGAAUUAUUCUAUAUUUCCGAUAGUUAGCUACCGAAAUAAAAAAAAACCUGCCUGUAGCAGAUAUACCUCUGCGCCCUCAGCUCAAAUUGAUAUGUUGCAUCAUCCUGUUUAUUUGAACUGGCGCUCAAUGGAAUGGUAUACAAUCCUGACUGCAAAUGGCAGGCAGAGGUGGACCAGCAACAAAGCAACAUAUCUAAAUUAUGUUAUUAUUUACGCAGACAAGGUGCCUUGUGCAUUGAAUCAUAGUAAGACGGGCCAAGCAGACAGGCUGUGUAAGGGCUUUAUUCAUCACUGACGCUGCAGGAGCUCCAGGCUUCAGCCAUCUCUAGACAUAUCGCCUACCAAGACAGGCAACAUAGGGAUCCAGAGAACCGAAUUUAAGGUGAUUAUACAUAUUAUUUUUGGGGGUAAGUG
Molecule: messenger RNA, 1813 nt
Organism: Trichophyton rubrum CBS 118892
Lineage: Eukaryota; Fungi; Ascomycota; Eurotiomycetes; Onygenales; Arthrodermataceae
Exons: 1
Coding region: 78-1055 (325 amino acids)
Source: RefSeq, a predicted model, not a curated record